UAUAUUAUUCUCUCUUUCAUUAAACUUUUUUGAUACAAGCAAUUAGGUUGUGAAAAUAGAAAUUGCUCUGAAAUUUCAUUUGUUUCGAUGGAAAAUGGACAUACUGGACGAAUCACUGCAAAUAUGGUUCUUAAUGCUAUACGUCGCUUGGAACAACAGGGUUUGGUUGACCGCAAUCUCCGUGGUUACUAUGAAUUCAGGCAAGAUGACCCCCGCUUCAUUGAAACCUUAAUUCAGGCAUUUCUGGAUGAAGUUGCGAGUACUUUUCAUAGCAUGUUUAUGACAUUGAAUGCGGAUGUUGUGAAUUUUAGAGGAUUGAGCGACCUCUGCAUAAAAGUAAAAGGAGUUGUUGAUUGCUUUGGUGCUACUCGGAUGAGGAGAGCGUGCACCAACCUAUUUCAUGCAUCAGAGAAUGCAUCUAAACCGACGUGUGUGCAAGCAUUCAUAAGAUUAGUGAGCGAAUUUGUUGUGUUACGCUCACGUUUGGAGUUUGUUUUAUCGCUAGAGCGGGCGUUGCUUGCAGGUUAGCUAACAAUAAUCAAGAGGGCUCAGAGGAUUUUGUUGUUUAAACAUCGUGGUUAGUUUAAAAAUUUUAAGGGUUGCAAUAAUAUAUGUAAGCAAGUAAUAUUCGCUUUACCAUUACCUGGGUUGGGAUUAAAUUUCUGUGUAAUGAUUUUAAAAUAUUAUUUCAUCGUUUCA
Daucus carota subsp. sativus is the source of this 699-nucleotide messenger RNA. RefSeq lists its product as uncharacterized. The transcript is spliced from 6 exons. The record is from RefSeq and is a predicted model, not a curated record. Gene Ontology annotation, cellular component: nucleus; cytoplasm. Gene Ontology annotation, molecular function: protein histidine kinase binding; histidine phosphotransfer kinase activity. Lineage: Eukaryota; Viridiplantae; Streptophyta; Magnoliopsida; Apiales; Apiaceae. Bases 88 to 528 code for a protein of 146 amino acids. Gene Ontology annotation, biological process: cytokinin-activated signaling pathway; phosphorylation; phosphorelay signal transduction system.